CGGUUGAGGGUCGAGCUCUGCGAGUCCGGAAGUUGGGUUUGUCCAAGGGAAAGGGCCGCAGACUCAGAUUCACUGUCUGGAUUCCUCCGUGGGCCUGUCCUGGGUGGGCCUCAUAUCGACCCUGUGGCCCCGGCGUCCCCAGCCCGACUGGCUGGCAGGAGAGGACACUCCCUCGCGGAACGGAGGCAGCGCGCCCCGCCUGUUCCCGGGGGCCCCGCGGCCGUUGCACCGCCGCGACCCGCCCCUCGUCCGGCCACGUCUCCGCUGAGCCGCCGCGGGGCCGCAGCGCCUGGGUAUCAUGACAUUAGUUGGUUGCACUUGAAGCCAUUCAUGAACUUUAAACCUGCUCCAAACCAUGGAAAGUGUGGUGCAGUCCUUCAGGAGAGCUCUCAGCUACUGCUGAUGGAGAGGAACUGGCCUUGCUAGCGGUUCACCUGCCGCUCUGUGUCACCCCAGGUCACCCUGUCUGCACACGUCACCAUGGAUGGUGCAUCUGCCAUGCAAGGUGGCCUUUUAGAGUCUAAUGGUGGCGCCUCAGUGGGCCCCAGGGCCCUCCUGGAGCCCCCAGACUCUCCGGUGCAGCCCGACAGGCGGGACGCGGCCUGGGGUGCCAGUGGGACAGCAAACACAGUUCCAGGUGAAGGAGAAAGCCUGGAAGUCCUCAGCCAGGGGCACAGCUGCCAGAACGGGCUGGUGCCACCCACCCCAGGCCCUGUGAUGCCUCUGGACCCCACCCCUCACUCAGUGGGUGCUGACUCAGCUCCAGGUGUGGCUGGUUUCCAUGACAACCUAAGGAAGCCUGAGGGCACUAGUGCUGAGGGCAGUGUUAGAAAAGAAGCUUUGCAGUCUCUCAGACUAAGUCUUCCUAUGCAAGAAACGCAACUCUGCUCGACAGAGGCCUCGCCGCCCCUGGAAAGGGAGGAGCAGGUCCGCCUUCAAGCGCGGAAACGGCUGGAGGAGCAGCUUCGACAGUACAGGGUGAAGCGGCAGCAGGAGAGGUCCAGCCAACCUGCAAUUAAAAUGAGACUUUCCAGCACACUUGACCCUGAGCUCAUGCUCAACCCAGAGAACUUGCCGAGGGCCAGUGCUGUGGCCAUGACAAAGGAGUACUCUUUCCUGCGUACCAGCGUUCCUCGAGGGCCGAAGGUGGGCAGCUUAGGGCUCCUGGCAAAUUCCAAAGAGAAAAAAAGUCCCAAAUCAAGCAGGAUUCGGUCUCUGGCUGAUUACAGAACUGAAGAUCCAGAUGCCGGGGACUCAGGUGGGGGUGCCUCGGCCGCCGGCCCUUCUCGGGGCUCUGUGAAGCACAGCAGGGGCAGCAUGACGUCCGUGGUAUCUGGGGCCGGCCUGCCCCCCGAAGCUGACGCCCACCUGGAGGACACUUCCAUGGCUGGAGACAACGCCUCCGACGUGGAUGCCAGCGAGGCUGGUCUGAGGCUGGACGGGAACGACAGCGACAGCUCCUCCUACAGCAGCGCUUCCACCCGGGGGGCCGCGCGCACACUGGUAGGCACAGCCGGCAGCCAGGGUGCAUCCUAUAUGGUCAAUGGCCAGGAGAUCGCUGCCGAGGCGUUGGGCCAGUUUCCUUCAAUUAAGGAUGUCCUCCAGGCUGCGGCAGCCGAGCAUCAGGACCAGGGGCCAGAGGUCAACGGGGAUGUCCGGAGCCGCAGAGACAGCCUGUCCAGCAGUGUGUCCAUGGAGAGCUCUGUCACCGAGGCCCAGGAUGAGAUGCUCCAGGUGCUUAAGGAGAAGAUGCGGCUGGAGGGACAGCUGGAGGCCCUGUCACUCGAGGCCAGCCAGGCACUGAAGGAGAAGGCAGAGCUGCAGGCACAGCUGGCCGCCCUGAACACCCAGCUGCAGGCACAGGUCGAGCACAGCCACAGCAGCCAACAGAGGCAGGACUCGCUCAGCUGCGAAGUGGACACCUUGAAGCAGUCCUGCUGGGACUUGGAGCGUGCCAUGACUGACCUGCAAAGCAUGCUGGAAGCCAAAAAUGCCAGCCUGGCGUCCUCCAACAAUGACCUGCAGGUGGCCGAGGAGCAGUACCAAAGGCUCAUGGCCAAAGUGGAAGACAUGCAGAAAAGCAUGCUCAGUAAGGACAACACAGUGCACGACCUGAGGCGGCAGAUGAGUGCCCUGCAGAGCCAGCUGCAGCAGGUGCAGGUGGAGCGCACGACGCUGACCAGCAAGCUGCGGGCGUCGCAGGCCGAGAUCGCAUCCCUGCAGAGCGUGCGCCAGUGGUACCAGCAACAGCUCGCGCUGGCGCAAGAGGCCCGGGUCAGACUGCAGGGCGAGAUGGCCCACAUCCAGGUUGGACAGAUGACUCAGGCAGGCCUCCUGGAGCACUUGAAACUGGAGAAUGUGUCCUUGUCCCACCAGCUGACAGAGACACAGCACAGGUCCAUCAAAGAGAAGGAGCGCAUUGCCAUCCAGCUGCAGAGCAUCGAGGCUGACAUGUUGGACCAGGAAGCUGCCUUUGUUCAGAUUCAAGAAGCCAAGACGAUGGUGGAGGAAGACCUUCAGAGGAAACUGGAGGAGUUUGAGGGCGAGAAGGAGCAGCUGCAGAAGAUGGCAGAUUCCGCAGCAUGCUUGGAGCAGAAGCUGGAGCAGAUAAAGUUGACUUUGCACCAGCGAGACCAACAGCUCGAGGCCCUGCAGCAGGAACACCUGGGCCUGAUGAGGCAGCUCACCGCAGCCCAGGAGGCCCUGCAGGCCCGAGAGCAGAGCCUCGGGGACCUGCAGACACACCACGAGGAGCUACAGGCCCGGCUAGAGGAGCUGCAGGGUGAGGCAGCCACCAAGGAUGACACCAUUCACUUCCUGCAAAAUGAAAAGAUUGUCCUGGAAGUGGCUUUGCAGGCAGCCAGGAGCAGCAAGGAGGAAUUUGACAGGGGAGCGAAGUGCCUGAAAGAGGGAGUCGAGGAGACAUCAGAGGUUCUUGAGCAGUUGAGACAAGACUUAGCCGUGAAGUCCAGUCAGGUGGAGCACCUGCAACAGGAGACGGCCACUCUGAAGAGGCAGAUGCACAAAGUAAAGGAACAGUUUCUUCAGCAAAAGGUGAUGGUGGAAGCCUACCGCCGGGACGCCACCUCCAAAGACCAGCUCAUCAGUGAGCUGAAGGCCACCAAGAAGAGGCUAGAUUUGGAGCUGAGGGAACUGAGGCAAGAGCUGAUCAAACUCCAGGGAGAAAAGAAGUCAGUGGAGGCGGAGCACUCACGGCUGCAGAGGGAGGCAUCCCAGGUGCACCAGCAGAUGGCGGAUCUGGAGGGGCAGCUGCAGUUGGUGCAGAAGGAGCGCGAUGACAUGGAGACACAGCUGCAGUCUCUGCAGUUUGAUAAAGAGCAGAUGAUCAUUCUUACAGAGGCCAACGAGGUGUUGAAGAAACAAAUAGAGGAGCUGCAGCAGGAAGCCAAGACGGCCAUCACGGAGCAGAAGCAGAGAAUGAAGCGUCUGGGCUCUGACCUGACCAGUGCCCAGAAGGAGAUGAGGACCAAGCACAGGGCCUAUGAGAAUGCCGUGGGCAUACUUAGCCGCCGCCUGCAGGAGGCCCUUGCUGCCAAGGAAUCCGCGGAAGCCCGGCUGGGUGAGCUCCAGGCCCAGGGCGCUGAUACUGGAGGCAGCAGCCUCACCUUACAUGAAAGAAUCCGGGCCCUGGAGGUGGAGCUGCAGACCGUCAGCCACAGCAAGAUGAUGCUGGAGAAGGAGCUGCAGGAGAUCAUUUCACUGACCAGUCAAGAGUUGGAGGAGUACCGGGAGAAAGUGCUGGAACUCGAGGAUGAGCUUCAAGAAUCCAGAGGCUUUCAGAGGAAGAUCAAGCGCCUGGAGGAGUCGAAUAAGAAGCUGGCUCUUGAAUUAGAGCACGAGAGAGGGAAGCUCUCGGGCCUGGGACAGUCCAAUGCCGCCCUGCGGGAGCACAACAGUGUCUUAGAGACAGCCUUAGCCAAGAGGGAGGCGGAUCUGGUCCAGCUGAACCUGCAGGUGCAGGCAGUUCUGCAGCGAAAAGAGGAGGAGGACCGUCAGAUGAAGCAGCUUGUCCAGGCCUUACAAGCUGCAUUAGAGAGAGAAAAGGUGAAAGCGGACAACCUCAAGGAACAGGUUGCUGCAGCCAAGGCUGACGCAGGGCACAACCGCCGCCACUUUAAGGCUGCGACCUUAGAGCUGAGCGAGGUCAAGAAGGAGCUGCAGGCCAAGGAACACCUGGUGCGGAAGCUGCAGGCAGAGGCGGAUGGCCUGCAGCUUCAAGGGGAGAAGCAUUCUGACGAAGUGGCGCGGUUCCAGGAGGAGUUGGCAGAGGCCCGGGCACGGCUGCAGCUCCUGCAGAAGCAGCUGGACGAGCAGCUGAGCAGACAGCCUACGGGGGACCAAGAGAUGGAAAAUCUCAAAUGGGAGGUGGAUCAGAAGGAGAGAGAAAUCCAAUCCUUGAAGCAGCAGCUGGACUCGAUGGAACAACAGAGUAAGAGAGAAGUGGAAGGAAUACAGCAAUUACUGCAGAAUAUCAAAUCUGAGCUGGAGACGGUGCGGGAAGAUCUGUCCAUGACCCAGAAAGAGAAAUUUAUGCUUCAGGCGAAAGUGUCAGAACUGAAGAACAACAUGAAGACCCUGCUUCAGCAAAACCAGCAGCUGAAGCUGGACCUGAAACGCAGCUCAGCAAAGAAGAAGAAGGAGCUGAAGGGCGAGGCCAACUCCUCCAACCCUGUGACACCUGUUAAGAUUCCUGACUGCCCAGUCCCCGCCUCACUGUUGGAAGAGCUCCUCAGACCCCCGCCCGCUGUGAGCAAGGAGCCCCUGAAGAACUUGAACAGCUGCCUCCAGCAACUGAAGCAGGAGAUGGACAGCCUACAGCGUCAGAUGGAAGAGCACACCAUCACCGUGCACGAGUCACUGUCCUCGUGGACCCAGGUUGAAGGCCGCCUCGGGGACCUGACCAGCCCCAGCCCUGCUCCCGCUGGAGAUGACACCAACCCCAGGGAUGACACAGAGAAACACAAUCCGAGCAGUGCCCCCACGGAAGUAUUUGAACAGUGACCUCUGCAAAUCCUCUCACCUUCUGAGUUGUUUGUAACUAUGUAAAGGAAGAUUCUUUUAUCAAUAUUAUUUAUUUGACUUUGUGCUCUCUGUUUUUCUAAGAGAUGAAAUUUUAGCUUUAGCUUAUGCCUGUAACAAGGAGAAUAACAGAACGAGCGCCAAGGUUGAAAGUCAUUUGCAGAGAGAUCACAAUUAGCUUUUUCCCAGAAAUGACCAAAUUUUAAAAAUCUCAUUUAAAUUUAAGUGAGAAAUUUCUCAGUGUGUCUGAAGGGUGAUUUGCAGAAGGCGGUAUCUCACGAGUAAUGGUAGAUGCUGCUCUCUGAGGGUCCCGCUAUGCGACAUACCACUCUUGGGCGCAUUUCAGGGCACGUCCCUGCGGGCUGCACCUGGACGGGUGCUGCUAGGCCUCACUUUCCUGUUUGGUUCCACAAGAGCUUUACUUCCCUGCAGGAAUGAAACUUUCUUUUGCACCUUUGGUUUUUUAUUUUAUUUUGUUCAAAAAUAGCCAUCCCACCAUAGGACGUGUAUAUACAGAAAAUCAUUAUCUAAUCUCUAAAAAAUACAUGCUUAUAUCAUUUGAGAAUGACCUAAAUUGUCUUUUUAUUCAUUGCCUUUUGAGAGUUUGCUGUCAGGACAUAAUGUACAUGUAGGAUUUAGGGAUGUCAGUCAGAAAAAUAUAUUUUAAGAAAUACAGUUAUUUUAUUUACUAUGUCUUCUAAAACCAAAUAUUCUUGCACAAAAAGAGUUCUUUGUUGUUUUGGUUUCAGUUUAUUUUUGAGUGUCUUUUCUUUCACUGUCCUGUCUUUUCAAAAGUGCAGAAGCCCUGCAUGAUCUGUCUCACACCGUGGCCAACCCAUCAGUGAGGAACAGGUCGGGAUCUUUCCUUAGAACUACAGCCACCAGGAGGCACCCAGGAAUGUCGUGGUUCCUGCAGGUUGCCCUGACAUCUGAGGAGAAUGGAGACAAGAAAGACCAACACAGGAGAGGAAGGAAAGCAGAGGAGGAGGAGGGAAGGAGCAGCGCUGGGUAGGGGGAGGAGGAGGAGGAGAAGAGAAGAGUGUGGGCCAGGGGCUCCUUGUAGGUACUCCUGUGUUCUACUUGAUCCUCCCCCGUUUGCUGAUUGUUGGGCAAGGUACCAAGGCUUUCUUGUCCUCAGACUUCUGCCCCCAAAGUCAAAGUGUUUACCUAGGGGCUGAAAGAACUCCUCUAUCUGAUGUAGUCAGCCAGAGAAGCUGAGUGCUGAAUUGGUUACCCUGAUCAGGUUAGAAGUCCCUUUAGUCACUUACCUGGAUAGUGGCAUUGAUGUCUGCAGGAGAUGGGUCAGCACUGUGAAGAUAAGCAGUGUGGUCUCCGGGGGCAUCACCUUAAUAGAAUGCCUUAUUUUAAAAACAGUCACCCUAAGUACAUGUGAUUUUAUUUGUAUACGUUUUUCCCACUUAAAGCAUUUACACACUGUAGAAACUGCUGUGAGACUUGAGGUUUGUAGAGUUUUUUCCUCUAGUUUGCUAAGAAAAUUUAAAAUGAUAUUUAUUGUUAUAAAUUAGAGAAGCAAGAGAAUGGGUCCAUGUGGCACCUGUGCAGAUUGACUGGUCUGGAAAUGAAGUGUUACCGACCAGCACAGAUACGCUCAUGUUGAUAUAUUACUGUGUCUACUUUGUGGAGAAAGCAGUAUGGUAUUUUUAAGCUGUUUGUGUUCUCUGGUAGUAUGUUGUUAGAGGUUAAUUGACAAGGUUAAGUAGCAUUAAUCACAAAGAUGUUAUUUAAAAAAAAAUUCCCCAGCAAGUAUUGGAAUUUCUAAAAUAUGUAUGUCAUUUGUAUAGGGUUAAUCUUGAAAUAAUACUUGAAAACUUCACUAUAAAUAUAUCCUACUCUUUAUCUUAAGUUAGAAAUCAUUUUUGGCUGCUUUUGUACCAUUAGAGAAGAAAAAGGGUAAUGUCCACUCUUAUUUAUUUUGGUUGUAUUGUCCUUUUUAAUUUUAAAGCCAAGAAAUAACACUUAGACUCAUUCUACAGCAGAGCUACUUUCUAGUACUUGCUGAUAGAAAGUCUUCAAGUGAGUAAUGUUCAGUGUGUACUUUUUUCUUAGGAAAGGGUAAAACUAAUUCUGAAUGUAUUCAUCAAUGAAAGCAAGUCUGUUCCUCAUCCCUUCUUUCCAUCAUUUAGUCACCCUCUGCACACGCGUAUGCGUGUGUGCAUACACGCGUACGCGCGUACCCACACAUCGACAUCCUUAGAAAUAGCACCACCUCUUUGUUUUCUGUCAUCGUUGUGUGCCAGUUUCACUGUACGUUCCCAUCUUUUGGUUCAGCGACUACCCAGCCUUUGUCUCUGGUCUGAACUCUCUGGUCACUGCCAUUAGGCACUGGGCUGUUCCUGCCCACUGUAUAUUAGUAUUUUGUUUGUUCUUCCUAUUUUAUUCUAAAGCCUGGGGUUCCAGAUAGAGGCCUCUUGGCGUUAAAGCUGACACUGCCUUUAGGCUUCCUUAAGAAGUCACCUUAAAAAGAAAAUUGGUUUUUAAUUUGCCUGCUGUUGACUUGUUGUGGAGCCCUGGUGGCUAGUAGUUAAAGAGCUCGGCUGCUAACCAAAAGGUCAACAACAGUUUGAAUCCACCAGUAGCUCCUUGGAAACCCUAUGGCGCAGUUCUACUCUGUCCUAUAGGGUCACUGUGAGUCGGAAUCAACUCAUAGAUGGCAGUGGGUUUGGGUUUUUGGUUUUGACUUGUUGUGGGACUCUACUGGCACUUCCGCCUCCAGAGCUACAUUCUUUAGUCAGUAAAGUUUGAAAUAUUGUUCUUGUUGUGGGCAGAAACGGGGAAUUAUGGAAUUUACCCAUGGAAAACAACAGUCAAAUCUGAAAUAUUACUUUAUAAAAACAGGUUCCCCACUACAUCAUAUUUGCGCAUGUUAAAUAUACACAUACUGGAUAUAAUGUCUUUAUCAUAAGUAAUGUUGACUUGGACAUGUCAUGAUGUCACUUGCUUUUCUUAAUUUCCAAAAAAAUGUAUUGCAAUGUGGUUAUCAUUGAUUUUUCCAUGGUACACGUCAUACAGAUGCCAUGUAUCUUACAGAUUCAACCUUCGUUCUACCCUUUGGAAGAUGUGACAGGCCGUGUUUUUAACAGGAUGUGAAACUGACUUCUUACUCUGGUCGGUACAGAUUAGGGUCCAGGUACUGGAACUCGUCCCCUCUUAGGAGAUCCUGUGGUGCAGGUAAAAUCCGACACUGCAUCAGGAAGCUUUUCAUGUUACUCGCCAUUCUUUCUUAGUUUAAAAACUUGCAUUUUCUUGGUAGAGUGAUAUUACAGAAGUCAUGGUCUGCAGUCACUGUGACAUAUAUUCCUACUUCCAUGAGUUUUUUUUUUAAUAAAAAUUAAUGCCAUUUGUAAAGAUUUCUAGGGAUGAAAGUGACCAGUGUAUCUGAAAAAGAAACGCCCUGGGGCCUUCCUUUAAAGGCUCUCUGUGGCAUGAGUGAUGUUGGGAUGUGGAGACAUUGGGCCUGUUUCAAACAAGUUUAUUGACUGGAAGUGCCAAGCAAGUUACAUCGUAUGGUGGUCUCGGGUUAUGAUACGAUCCUUGAGGGGUAAUGUUUCAGAGAGGCUCUAGGAGAUCCAGUGGUUUUGAGUCAUUAAUUCAUUUCUGUUAAAAAUUCAGUCAUAAAAGGGAGUCCUCAGGUUGGGACCUUUCUAGGAAAAAUGUGGCAUCGUGUACAAUUGUAACUUUAAAAAGCAUGUUGAUUUUCUAAAAAUUUAAGCGUGCUUGGGAAUUCCUUAAAUUUUGUGCAAUAAACUAUUUUUUGGUAAAGA
Molecule: messenger RNA, 8822 nt
Organism: Loxodonta africana (African savanna elephant)
Lineage: Eukaryota; Metazoa; Chordata; Mammalia; Proboscidea; Elephantidae
Gene: GOLGA3
Product: golgin A3
Exons: 24
Coding region: 481-5022 (1513 amino acids)
Source: RefSeq, a predicted model, not a curated record